Messenger RNA from Raphanus sativus (radish), 2211 nucleotides. Its product is annotated as pentatricopeptide repeat-containing protein At5g44230. NCBI's taxonomy places the organism in Eukaryota, Viridiplantae, Streptophyta, Magnoliopsida, Brassicales, Brassicaceae. Gene Ontology annotation, molecular function: RNA binding; protein binding; zinc ion binding. Gene Ontology annotation, biological process: RNA modification. The coding region runs from base 140 to 2119 and encodes 659 amino acids. The transcript has a single exon. The record is from RefSeq and is a predicted model, not a curated record.
AGCUGAAGUUUCGAUUAAAGCCAGUAAGAUACUUAUAAUUACAAUUUCAUUAAAAAAUACAUUCGAUCUCUCAAUUUAAUAACCUUCCCUCCUCAAAGGCGAGGCCCGGCGCCAGCUCCCCCGAAUCUCCUAGUCGGGGAUGACGUUAGCUCAUUCUCGCCGAUUCUCCACGGCGCUCAACCCCAUUAACAUUAGCUUACUUUCGAAUCAACUAAUUCAGCUCGGACGCAUCAACAACAACCCCGACACCUUUUCAGAGACCACUCAUCAUCACAACAAACAACUCCAAAUAUCAUCCCUCACAUCGAAGCUCGACGACUGCACGUGCCUCAGUCAAAUCAAACAAGUCCACGCUCACGUCAUCCGACAAGGACACGACCAGAGCUGCUACGUCAUCACCAAGCUGAUCCGCACGCUCACCAAACUCGGCGUCCCCAUGGAUCCCUACCCUCGCCGCGCCAUGGAGCUCGUUCGGUUCCGUAACCCGUUCCUGUGGACAGCAGCGAUCCGCGGCUACGCGGUUCAAGGGAACCUCUCGGAAGCGGUUUCGAUGUACGGACGCAUGAGGUUAGAAGGGAUCACUCCUGUUUCCUUCACUUUCUCCGCUCUUCUGAAAGCUUGCGGUUCGGUCGGGGAUUUUAGUUUGGGUCGGCAGUUUCACGCGCAGACGUUUCGCCUCAGUGGGUUCUGUUCGGUGUACGUUGGCAACACGAUGAUCGAUUUUUACGUGAAAUGCGGGUAUACGGAAUGUGCGCGUAAGGUGUUCGAUGAAAUGCCUGAACGGGACGUGAUAUCGUGGACCGAGCUUAUAGCGGCGUACGCGAGAGCUGGGGUUAUGGAAUCCGCAGCGGAGCUCUUUGAAAGGUUGCCGAAGAAGGAUAUGGUGGCGUGGACAGCGAUGGUUACAGGGUUUGUGCAGAACGCUAAACCUCAGGAAGCUUUGGAGUAUUUCAACAGAAUGGAGAAAUCUGGGAUUCAACCUGAUGAAGUCACUGUCGCUGGGUUUAUAUCGGCUUGUGCGCAGCUUGGAGCGAGCAAGCACGCGGACCGGGCCGUCGAAAUCGCUUUAAAAGCUGGCUAUUCUCCUAGCGAUCACGUUGUUAUCGGCUCUGCGUUGAUAGAUAUGUACUCAAAAUGCGGAAACGUGGAGGAGGCGGUGAAGGUGUUUGAGUCGAUGAACAACAAGAAUGUUUUCUCUUAUAGCUCUAUGAUCCUUGGUCUCGCUAUGCACGGGCGUGCACGAGAGGCUUUGGAUCUGUUCCAUUACAUGGUAACGCGGACGGGGAUAAAACCGAACACGGUUACUUUCGUAGGUGUUCUCACGGCUUGUAGCCACGCGGGACUUGUGGACCAAGGGCGUCAGAUAUUCGCUUCUAUGCAUGAGACAUUCGGCGUUGAACCGACGCGUGACCUCUACACCUGUAUGGUCGAUCUUCUAGGCCGUGCAGGAAGGUUGCAAGAAGCUCUUGAAGUGAUUGAGACGAUGUCUGUUGAGCCACACGGAGGUGUGUGGGGUGCGUUGCUCGGUGCCUGCAGGAUCCACAAGGAUCCUGACGUUGCGGAGAUUGCUGCAAGACAUUUGUUUGAAAUUGAACCGGAUGUGAUCGGUAACUAUAUUUUGCUCUGUAACGUCUACGCUUCAGCUGGAGACUGGGACGGUGUUAUAAGCGUCCGGAAACUGAUUAAAGAAAAGGGUUUGAAGAAGACACCAGCGGUUAGUUGGGUUGUGGAUGACAAAGGUCAGACGCACAAGUUUUUCCCGGGGAACAUGAACCAUCCGAUGUCGGAUAAGAUUCAAGAGACGUUGGAAGAGCUUGUGCAGAGAUUAACUGUGUUAGGCUAUCAGCCGGAUUUAAGCACUGUACCUUACAAUGCGAGUGAUGAUGAGAAGAGGUCGAUACUGAUUAGACACACCGAGAAGCUGGCUUUAGCGUUCUCCUUGCUCACUACGAGCAGAGGUUGUACGAUAAAGAUAAUGAAGAAUCUGAGGAUGUGUCAAGACUGUCAUACGUUCAUGCGUUUGGCGUCGGAGGUUACGGGGAGGGUGAUUAUAAUGAGGGAUAAUAUGAGAUUCCACCAUUUUAGGAGUGGAGAUUGUUCCUGUGGUGAUUUUUGGUGAGAAUCUGAGGUUAUUCGGACCAAAAUCGACCUCUUGAGUUCUGCAAAAUGGAUCUUACUUUAUUGAUUUUAUUUAGAAUCUCUGUAAGGGAA